AUGUCUGAAAACGGCACGGCAUCAAAGUUGAGAAAUGCUCGUGCAUGUGAGGCUUGCAGAGCAAGUAAAAGUCGUUGCAUUUUCAGCAAGGGGCAGGAUGUGUGCCACAGAUGCGAACAGAGUAGCAAUGACUGUGUUGUCCGAUCUAAAGCUCGCCCAAUGCGAACUCGCAAUACAAAAUCUUCUACCAAUCCCAACAAGAAUCACUCCCCCAUAUUUGAUGACUCGGAAUUUUCGAUCAAUCUUCCCCCCGUGUUGCCUCCAGAUACCCAAAAGGAUUUGCUAGCACUCCACCGACGCCAUAAAGAGUUUUUCGGAGAAGACGGCCCUCCAGAGACGAAGCGCAUCCAUGAUAUUGAACAAGUCCAAUCUGCUUCGUCACUUAUAGAACAACGACGAAUUAGCCUCCUCGAUGGCGAAGAACUUCUCUCCACUUUUCGCCUGAUGGCUCCGUGUUUUCCAUUUGUCCAGGUUUCCCAAGAUGCCACUGUUCCCUCAUUGUCGAAAUCGUCUCCGUUCCUGCUACUAGCAAUUCUUACGAGCGCAUCGAUUAAAGAUCCGCCCUUGUACCAUCAGAUGGACCAUGAAUUUAGGCGCGUCCUGAGUUCCAAGGUGAUUGUUGAAGGGCAAAAGAGCCUCGAUUUCUUACUAGGGUUGCUUGUGUACAUCGCAUGGUACCCAAUUCAUAUACAUCCUCGAAAUAAUCAAUCAUCUAUGUAUAUAAAUCUUGCGAUUAGUCUUGCCGCUGAUCUUGGGCUGGACCGAGAAUCGCCGAACCUCAGCAACUUCAACGCUAUACGCACAGAAGGUCUCAUUGAGAACGACGAGUUCACAAAAGCAGCGAAGAGAGCAUAUCUCGGGUGUUACUACUUAUCUUCUGCUUAUUGUCAAGGCUUCGGGAAACCAAACAACUUACGAUACUCUAAUGUCAUGGAUGUGUACGGCGAAUCAUUGAUGGACGAAGAGCUUCUGGCCCCCGUUUACUCGAUGGUCAGAUUGCGACGCCUUAAUGAGAAAAUUACGGAACUCCACGCUAGCAAACAACUGAGCGACGAUCCGCACCUUGACUCUCUCAAUGCUGAGUUGAAUGUUCAGAUAUUCACGAAUGAGCUUCAGCAAUGGAGAGACUCUAUACCGGACGAGAUCCGCAGCUUGCCAUAUAUGGCUCUUGCUGAACGAUCCGUCGACCUUUCGAUCUACAGCUAUGAGCUUGGAUUUCUGCGUAAGCCAUACAGAGAUCACUUGCGUUCACAAAAAGACAAUGCUCCGCUCGUCCAGUCUCAUCUUACCAAUUGCCUCGAUUCUUCCAAGAGAUUUUUCGAGUACCUUCUGUCAUUACCCGAGGCCAGCUUGCUAGGGUUUACAUCUGUGCAGUGGGGUCUGAUGGUCGAAGCGACGCUUGUUCUCUCUCGACUCACCUUUCUCAUGGCUGCGAAUCGAGGAUGGGAUUCAAAUACGACAAGGACGAACAUACCUUUAGUGAUGUACCUCGACUGUCUCUGUUACCGCUUCCAGCAUUUGUCAUCCACUAAGACUUCUUCCGAAGAUGUCAAUCAUCCUAGGAACCCCGACGUACUUUACGUCUUCAAGAUGUUACUAGCAAGCGUCAAGACGUCUUACGAGCGCCGAGUUGCUAACAUAAAGCCGGAAUCCUUUGUCGUGCAACCCGGAAAAAUAGCUGGUAUCGCGAUGGGUCAUUGCCCAAUAAUGGAUCCGAGCCUAAGUCCUUACUUCAACUCUCCCAAAGAUUCAACUUAUGGAGGGUCCUCUGAUCUCAAUCAAAUUGGAGCAUCUGAGUAUCAAACAUCGACUACUGGUAUGCCCCUGUAUCAUGAUCUUUGGGCCACAAUGACUUGCAACUGGGCUCGAGAGUUUUGA
Messenger RNA from Lachnellula hyalina, 1878 nucleotides. RefSeq lists its product as uncharacterized. Gene Ontology annotation, biological process: DNA-templated transcription; regulation of DNA-templated transcription. Gene Ontology annotation, molecular function: zinc ion binding; DNA-binding transcription factor activity, RNA polymerase II-specific; transcription cis-regulatory region binding. The transcript is spliced from 6 exons. The record is from RefSeq and is a predicted model, not a curated record. Gene Ontology annotation, cellular component: nucleus. Lineage: Eukaryota; Fungi; Ascomycota; Leotiomycetes; Helotiales; Lachnaceae. Bases 1 to 1878 code for a protein of 625 amino acids.